Messenger RNA from Myripristis murdjan (pinecone soldierfish), 6771 nucleotides. It is a transcript of the gene mark4b, whose product is annotated as MAP/microtubule affinity-regulating kinase 4b. Gene Ontology annotation, cellular component: cytoplasm. Gene Ontology annotation, biological process: microtubule cytoskeleton organization; protein phosphorylation; intracellular signal transduction. The record is from RefSeq and is a predicted model, not a curated record. The transcript has 17 exons. Gene Ontology annotation, molecular function: tau-protein kinase activity; ATP binding. The coding region runs from base 1070 to 3361 and encodes 763 amino acids. Lineage: Eukaryota; Metazoa; Chordata; Actinopteri; Holocentriformes; Holocentridae.
CCUGCCUAUUAUUGCCGUCAUAGCCGAAAGAGUUUUUCUUGGGGUGGGGGGAUCCCUUUUUUUUUCAAAGGCCGACUAAUGCAAUGUUUCCGACUCAGGCGACACAUUUCUUCGUGUCGGGCCGCCGCUCAUCCGACGGCGACUUUCCAUCACCCCUCUUUUUAACAAAAACCGUGGAAGCAGCAGCGGUAGUGACAGCGGCAGGGCGAUGGCACUGAGGGAGCCGGAGCGGUGACAUCCGCCGUCUCUUCUUUAUCCGCAGUUUGCCAUUGAUUUCUCAAGGCCCUUAAAACUGCUUCGCGCCUGUGUUGAAAUGAAAUGUAGGCUCAUUCACUUCCUGUUCGUGUCUGGGUGACAGUUUUUCCGUGGGAGCGCUCGAUUUUGCGUCUGCCAGCCUGAGAAUUAAAAAACAAGAAAACAAAAAAGAGAAACGCCUUUUCUCAACUCAAAGCGUCCCAUGGUCACAGCCGAGCUCCGUUCUUUAAAAAAAAAAUCUCAUCGAUUGUUUGUUUCGGUUUGGUUGCGUUUGGUUUCUUCCUCCCUUUUUUCGCCAAAUUCACAUGUAACCGGAGGUAAAUCCUGGAUCACCGGGGUUGUCUUGUGCCCGGCGACAUGGUACGAUAGAGUGUGAGAGGGGAAAGGGAAAACCUAUUUGGGGGGUCCACUCUCAUUUUUUUCUUUCUUUCUUUUAUCUUUCCUUUUUUUAAAACCCAUUUUCUUAAUCCAAGAUGAGGCCGGGUCGGUACCAACAACAGACCGACAUGAAGUGGAUCUAGCCGGCGUCCAGCUUUGUUCACUCAGCCUUGUUUUUUACGCAUCUGUUUUUUGUUUUGAUCACUUUCUGUGUGAUCAGCGCUGCCUUCACGGACCGUGACAAUGAGGAUUGUAUUAGAAAUGCGUUUUUUGUAUCGGCUGGAAGAGGCCUGACAGAUGAGCUGGCACUGACACACAGACUCGCUGGUGGGACUGUUACCCCGAGUAGUGUUUGCUUUUUGUUUUUGUUAAAAGCCCGUGAACACCACACACAACCUCUUGUUUUAUUCUGUUAUUGAGGCGUAACUCAGGGACGAUGUCUUUACGCACAGCACUGCCAGGGAACGAGCGGAACCCGGACCACCAUACCUCCCUGUCGGCCAGCCGCUCAGACAAAGGUACCGGUUGGUCGAGCCGGUCCCUUGGUGCUCGAUGUCGCAACUCCAUCGCCUUGUGUUCAGACGAGCACCCGCACAUUGGAAACUACCGGCUGCUAAAGACCAUUGGCAAGGGCAACUUCGCUAAGGUCAAACUGGCCCGACACAUACUGACUGGCAGAGAGGUUGCAAUAAAGAUCAUCGAUAAAACGCAACUCAACCCAACCAGCCUACAGAAGCUGUUUCGAGAGGUACGCAUCAUGAAAAGCCUCAACCAUCCUAACAUAGUCCAGUUGUUUGAGGUGAUUGAGACAGAAAAGACUCUUUACCUGAUUAUGGAGUACGCCAGUGGAGGUGAAGUGUUCGACUACCUUGUGUCUCAUGGCAGAAUGAAGGAGAAGGAGGCCAGAGCCAAGUUCAGACAGAUUGUCUCAGCAGUCCACUACUGUCAUCAGAAGAACAUUGUCCACAGAGACUUGAAGGCGGAGAACUUGCUGCUGGACGCUGACUCCAAUGUCAAGAUUGCUGACUUUGGCUUCAGUAACGAGUUCACCAUGGGCAGCAAGCUGGACACUUUCUGCGGCUCGCCACCUUAUGCCGCCCCCGAGCUCUUCCAGGGCAAGAAGUACGAUGGGCCAGAGGUGGACAUCUGGAGCCUGGGCGUGAUCCUGUACACGCUGGUCAGCGGCUCACUGCCCUUUGAUGGACAGAACCUCAAGGAGCUGCGGGAGCGCGUUUUGAGGGGAAAAUACCGCGUUCCCUUCUACAUGUCGACGGACUGUGAGGGAAUCCUGCGCCGCUUCCUGGUGCUCAACCCUGCCAAACGCUGCACCCUGGAGCAAAUAAUGACAGACAAGUGGAUGAAUGUUGGCUAUGACGGCAAUGAGCUGAAACCCCAUGUAGAGCCUGUGGAGGACUACAAUGAUACCAGUCGCAUUGAUGUAAUGGUCGGGAUGGGUUUCUCCAGAGAUGAAAUCAAAGAGGCUUUGACCAAUCAGAGGUAUAACGACAUCACGGCUACAUACCUGCUGCUGGGAUGCAAGAAUGAGUCGGAGGGCAGUGAGUCCCGGUCAGGCAGCAGUCUGAGUUUGGCCCGGGUCCGGCCUGGCACUAUCACCAACGGAACCAGCAAACACUCCACUUCAUCUUCCUCAUCCGGCCCCUCCUCGUCUUCCACAGGCCACAAGGCACAGCGCAGCGCCUCGACCUACCACCGCCAGAGACGACACUCCGACUUCUGUGGUCCCUCGGUGCCAGGAUCAACCCAUCCCAAGCGGAGUCCCAGCGGUGUGGGCGAGGGGGCGGGGCUAAAGGAGGAGCGCCUGUCGGUCCGCAAAGCAAGCACCAAUGCAGUUGGCUCCCGCAGCAUCCAACCCCCCUCCAGCCCCUUGGUCAGCUCCGCCCACAACCCCAACAAGGCUGAGAUCCCUGACCGGCGCAAGGAUGUGAACUCUACCACGAAUAACAUCCCUGCCAGUGCCAUGACUCGAAGAAACACAUAUGUGUGUACUGACCGAUCCAGCACAGACAGACACUCGCUGCUGCAAAACGGCAAGGAGAACAGCACCUUGUCCCACCGCCCCUCAACCACCUCCCCCUCCACCCACAGCAUCGCCAGUGCCUCUGGGGUGGCCUCCACCUCCUCGUCCUCCUCAGUUCCCUCAUCCCGCCUCACCAGAGGCACCACAGUGAGGAGCACCUUCCAUGGUGGGCAGAGCAGAGACCGCCGGACAGCCUCCCACAUCCCCCCGGCCUCCCCAACCCUGUCCCAUGACGCCAGCCCUCUGCCACACGCCAGGACCCGGGCCACAACCAACCUGUUCAGCAAGCUCACCUCUAAGCUGACACGCAGGGUCACAGACGAACCUGAGAGAAUCAGCAGAUCUCCGGUCACAAGUCGCCAUCUAUCUGGGCAUCAAAAAGCGGCCGAGCCCCGGACCCCCCGAUGCGGCUGGGAUGUGAGGGUGCGCAGCCCCCGCGACCCGGCCGAGGUGGUGCUAGCUCUGCGCGACGCGGCCCAGGGCUGUGGCUGCCAAGUCCACCUGGCCGGGCCUUUCCUGCUGUCCUGCACCCAUGGCGCAGCCGGUGCCCGCGUGGCCUUCGAGGCCGAGGUGUGCCAGCUGCCCAGCGGGCGGGGCCAGAGCAGCGGCGUGCGAUUCAAGCGCCUGUGGGGGGCACCGUUAGCCUUUAGAGACAUCGCCACCAAAGUGUCCAAAGAGCUGGAGCUCUGAGGGCAGGCAGGAGGCAGGGCGGAUCGGUGGCGGACAGGACGGGCUGAUGAAUGAGAAGGCACGAGGACGAGAAGAAACAGCGAAAGAGGGGGAGGAGGGGGAAGAAAAACCACCGCCUCCUCCUCUCCUGCAUCUCCUCCUCCCUUGCCUCCUCCUCAUCUAAUGCGGCAAGUGAUGCCUCGCCUCCACCAAAGACCCUCUUCUUCUGAUGCCACAAUUCACAGACAAACAAACGGAUGCACAGAUACGGAUAGACUGCCAUCAGCAGACUUAUGAUGACCUUUGACCUUGGAGCUGUCAGUGACCUAUGAACCCUGCUUAGAAUAUGCCACCACUUCCAUUUUAUGUGAAACCCAAUGGAGUCGAACUGUUAUUAUUAUUUUUAUUUUCAUAAUUCCAUAUUUGAUGACGAUAAUGAUGGUGGCGCUGAGAAUGAUGGGAGAUUGAUGACUUGUUGUUUUCGUCAUUGUAAUUCCUAUUGUAUUAUAUUUGUCAUCAUUCCCUUUUGAAGAGCUGCUAUUUAAAGACAUGUUUUAAUUUUCCCAGUGUUUUAGGUUAAGUUUCUUUCUUUUAUGCUUUCAAAAUGCGCCGGUGAUUGACCUUUGUCUUCGUGUGUGUGUGUGUGUGUGUGUGUGUGUGUGUGUGUGUGUGUGUGUGUGUGUGUGUGUGUCGGAUGCAGAUGUAGUCGCAUAUUUAAGAAGUUAAGACAGAGUGUGACCUCCAGCCUCCAGGGGGAGACAUGCAGAAAUGCAGAAAUGCUUGUGUCAGACUGAAUGAGUCACCAUAGCCUUCAUGCCUAUCCAUUGAAGGUCAUUUUACUCUUCAGUUGGACAGCUGAUGUGUGUUUGCACCUUUUCUUUUAUGAAAUUGGCUUUUGUCUGCUCACUGUCAACACCGCUGUCUUUCCAGUGGUUUCACUGGUGGGCAGUUGUGCCAGUUACAGAAAGCAAAGCUGCCUAACAUCCAAGUUCUAAGCUUAUAUUUAUUUUGUGGCGGAGUACUGCUACCCUGAUGCCUCGCAACACUAAAUCAAGCUUAUGGUCAGCUCCUUUAAAGUGCUCUGCUCACUCAAAUGUUACUCUCCUUCACUAUUUUUAUUGCCCAUUAAAAGCCCUCCAGUGAUUUCACGAACAAAUUGAAAAUUCUGUAAAACUCUUAGAGCAAACUAUUGUUUGUUACUAUUUGCACUCAGAUUUUAUCAUCAGGUCUGUAAAGCAGAGUGAGCAGAGUGUAUGGAGCUUUAUUAAAAGAAAUUCACCACUAGUGAUUCUGUCUGUCCUCUGGAUGUCACAUCUGGCUCUGAAAUUAUACAGUUCCCAAUUUUGAGUUGGAGGUCUAAUUUUAAAAGGUCCCAUAUCGUAGGAAUUCAAAAUGUUCCUCAAAAUACAGAGAGGAAAAUAUCUAGUACUGUUAAUUAAACUAUUAUAUGUUAAAGUUGUCUAAUGAGAACAUUGAGCAUUUUAAAUUGUGGUGCCGCUUUUUGAACAGGCAGUUUCAAAUGCAUCACAACUUCGUCUCCACUGUAUAAUUUGGUCCCAGUACUCUUUAUUUGACAUGAUGAACCUAUUUAAUGCAACAAGUUCGGAUAAUCUGUGACCCUCUUUAUGACUACAGCUAAGACUUUUAUUUGUUAGAUUAAUCAAUUAAAAGCAGCUCCAGGUUCUCCAUGUUCAGAUUUGAAGCUCAGUCAGCCAAAUCAUAUUGUCUAGUUUUGUUUGUUCUAGUUGCCAAAUAAUAAUAGAACCACUUCAGUUUUUUUUUUUGUUUUUUUGUUUUUUUUGUUUGUGUGUGUGUGUGUGUGUGUUUUUGUUUUGUUUUAAGUGUUUAAUCUCCUUUCAGAAAAGCAUUUUUUAAACCUUCUGUUAUCAUGCAUUUGGCUGGAGCUCAGCUUGGCUCAGCUCCUCCUGGUUUCCUGGUGAAUGAAGAAGCAGACUUGUAAAGUUGUACAGACGGUUAUGCUGGUAGCACUUUGUCAUCGCACUAUCACUGGCCACAGCACACCAUCUUUUCCUCCUCAAGUGGUGCAGUAUCAUCCACAAAGCCAACAAACAAGACUUGAUUCAAUUUGUUUUGCUAUAUCGCAUCAUUGGAUGUUGUUCUUGUUAUAGUAUUGCUGAACUGCAGUCCAAAAUGUUGAGCAUUUUAUUUUUCUAAACUGCAAAAAAGAAAUAAAAUAGAAUAGAAUAAUCUCAAAAUUUUAAAGCCCAUUGAAAUUAUGUUUACAUUUUCAAAUCUUGUCUUUUUUCCUCCCUCGGGCACUUGUCACAUAAAGGAGAAGAUCUCUACACUUGUUUCUGGCAUCGUUUUCUUUCCAUACAUCCAACUUAUGCACUGAUACUAACCACUUGUGUCCUUUUGAUUGCAACAGUGGUAGUGAGUUGUUUAAUGGAAACUGAGGUACUAAUGUUGUUGUUUUUCUUUUUUUCCCUUUCUGUUACAUAGUAUCAAACAUCUAGGGAUGAAAAAAUACCCAGCUUAAAAUUUAUUGAAACUAUGAACCACUUUUCAAAAAGACUAAAUCAUGUUUCUGUCCAUCAUUACAUUUGUCGUACAUUCCAAAAUUCUUAUUCCCUUGGCAACACACAGACACUCUGCAACCUUUUUGACGAAUCAGGCCACAGCACUGAUCGGAGGUGUGUUACUGUUGACCAAUCAGAACCCACUAUCACUGAGAGACUGUUUACCAGUUGGGGACAGAAUUCAAACAGCAUGUACAGAAUUUAGUAGCAUGCAGAGGGGCAGUGGGCUUGUCAUAUUGGGUUAAUAUAGAGCUAUGAUCUUAGCGAAAUUUGAUCCAUGGGUAUUUCCCUCUAAAUGACACACUAGCCUUAUGAUGAAAAGACUUAUGAUGAAAAGCUCCACACACACACACACAUACAUACUCACAGUUCACCAAGCACUACAUUAUGUACUGUAUUGACAUCAAUAUGUUUGUUCCACACCUGUAUUGUCAAAACUCCAAAGCCAAACAAGUUGUAUUUUUUGAUGUACAUGCAACAUCAUAGAAGAAAAACACUGAUUUUUGGAAUGAAAAAGUGAAAUAGUAGGAUUUGUGAUCUGUAUGGCAGUGAAAAACUGCAAGAACUUAUUUGCUUCAUUCAGUCGCAGCGGGUGGCCACCAAUGUCUUAAAAAUGUGAAAGCUGUGAUUUAGGGCUAAUUUUUUGCAACUUUUUCCUUUUUUUCUUUUUUUGGUCUACAACCGGACCUCUCACUCUCUGAACUUGUCCUAUAGAUACUGUUAGGGCUGUUGCUUUAAGGCUAGACCUCUGUUGUAGUGUAUUUGAAGCAGUUGCUAUUACCAGUGAAACAUACUUAUGGGCUGAAACUACGGAAAUGAUCGACCUGCAAUCCUGCAUGUCUCCAAGGAAAAAUUGUGUGAUGCAAAAAUAAAGACUUUCAGCUUCCUUCA